AAGCAAAUGAAUCGUAUAUAAAGCACUUUAAAAACCCUAAUUCAACUUCUCAGCUGGCCAUUCGCUUCUGCUUCCUGGACGCCGAAGAGCUUCUCUUCUCCUCUCUUCCUCAUCAUUCUCUGCGCGUCCAAAAUGUCUCUGGUGGCGAACGAGGAUUUCCAGCACAUUUUGCGUGUGCUGAACACAAAUGUAGAUGGGAAACAGAAGAUUAUGUUUGCACUUACCUCAAUUAAGGGUAUUGGAAGGCGAUUUGCUAACAUCGUCUGCAAGAAGGCUGAUGUUGACAUGAACAAGAGGGCUGGUGAACUGACUGCUGCUGAGCUGGACAAUCUCAUGGUCAUUGUUGCAAAUCCCCGCCAGUUUAAAAUCCCAGACUGGUUUUUGAAUAGACAAAAGGAUUACAAGGAUGGAAAGUAUUCUCAGGUGGUAUCAAAUGCACUGGACAUGAAGUUGAGAGAUGAUUUGGAACGUCUGAAGAAGAUCAGGAACCAUCGUGGUCUGAGGCACUACUGGGGCCUCCGUGUCCGUGGGCAGCACACCAAGACAACUGGUCGCCGUGGAAAGACUGUUGGUGUCUCCAAAAAGCGUUGAGCUUCUCCAUAUUGUUGUUUUGAACAAUUAUAUAUAUGGUCAGUCAAGAGUUUGGUCUGUGUUUCAGGGAAUGUUUGCUUCAGACAGUGUUAGAUUUGAUUUUCUCACUUCGGAUGAGUUUUUAAUCAUGUGAACUGUUUUGCCUUUAUUCAUCAUUCUCAAUCGUUACAUUUUUGCUGCUCA
This is a messenger RNA of Pistacia vera, 774 nucleotides long. Its product is annotated as 40S ribosomal protein S18-like. Lineage: Eukaryota; Viridiplantae; Streptophyta; Magnoliopsida; Sapindales; Anacardiaceae. The record is from RefSeq and is a predicted model, not a curated record. Gene Ontology annotation, biological process: translation. The transcript has 4 exons. Gene Ontology annotation, cellular component: small ribosomal subunit; cytosol; ribosome. Gene Ontology annotation, molecular function: structural constituent of ribosome; RNA binding. The coding region runs from base 133 to 591 and encodes 152 amino acids.